Sclerotinia borealis F-4128 is the source of this 1665-nucleotide messenger RNA. Lineage: Eukaryota; Fungi; Ascomycota; Leotiomycetes; Helotiales; Sclerotiniaceae. The record is from the annotation of a GenBank genome assembly.
AUGUGGUUUACACGUCUCAUUCUCCUGGCGAGCCCGCUGGCCUUGUCGACCCUUCUCAAUGCCAGGGCCGAUGAGAAUUUCACUUCUGGUGCAACCAGUGAAGGAAGCUGCCAGCAAGGUUGCAGAUUUGCCGUCAAGUGCGGUGGCCACUCCCGCUUUCCAGAUGACUCAGUCUCAGUCGGUGGAGUUACGAUCGACCUAGGUCUCAUGAGUUCUACAGUGGUCUCAAAUGACAAAACUAGUGCUCGCGUGGGCGGCGGAGCGUUGACGCGUCAAAUUUUUGCUGCGCUUGAUCCGUACGGGUUGGCCCACGUUGGGGGAAGGCAAGGACAAGUCGGGAUAGAUGGAUUCGCACUUGGAGGGGGAACUUCAGUCCUCUCAGCAAAGCACGGAUGGGCCCUGGAUAGUAUCCUAGAGUACGAGAUUGUACUUCCGAACGCAACCAUUGCAACUCUUUCAGAAACCCAAUAUCCGGAUCUAUACUAUGCUCUCCGAGGCGGCGGCAACAACUUCGGUAUCGUGACGGCAUUUAAUGUGAGCGUCUUUCCCCAAGGCCCCGUGUAUGUAGGAUCACGCGCUUUUACCGAUGAACAUGCGGAACAAGUGCUUGAGGAGGCCGAGAAGAUAUUCACCUUAGAGGAUGUCGAGGACACCAACAUAGUUCUUGAGUACCAAUACUCUUUCUCUGCUGCACAAAAUUUCGGCACCAUCACCACCACUCAACGAUAUAUUGAACCUGUUAUGAACCCGCCCGUGUACAACGCUUUGAAUGCCAUCCCGGCUGUGGCGAACCUCACAGGAAUUAUCAGCAGCCUGGCAAACUCAACGGGGAACAUUCCAGUGCUGGGACAAUCGAGAUACGUCAAACUGAAGAUAGAAGAUACGAGGAUAGCGGAGAAUGCUAAUACUGACUGUUGCAGGGCCAUCUUCGCCUCCUUGACGCAUUACCCAUCCGUCGAGCUCGGCAAGCGAGCUAUCGCGCUCCUAAAAGAAGAAAUGCAGCUCCUUGGAGACUCAACUGAUAUCUUCUCGACAAUGAUCACAUACUCCAUUCCCACCACAGCAAUUGAAAGGAUGAAGUCUCGAGGAGGGAAUGCUCUAGGCAUAGACGCCGAAGAUCAUCUCAUCAUCAAUCUUCUCUCAGUAACCUGGCCUAGCAAUGCUGAUGAUAGAGCUGCACAUGCUCUAGUGAGUCGCUUCAUGACGAGUUUCAAACAGGCAGCUGAAGAACUGAAUGUCUUGCAUCCGUUCGUCUACAUCAACUAUGCGAACAAAGGAGAUGAUGUUUUCGCUGGCUAUGGUGAAGAGAUCAAGCAGCGUCUGAUUGCGAUCCAAAAGAAUAUCGAUCCAUUUGGUAUCUUCACGUCUUCUGGGCUGUGCCGUGGAUUCUUCAAGUGCGUUGAUAUAUUAGCGUCGGAGUAUGUUAUGCCCCAGAAAAUAUCUCAUGACGAAAUUGGAUCCGAUGAGGAGCAAGCAGCGGUAGCCAAGGCAAAGGCUUCGAGCAGCCAGGAUCUCGAGGAACUCGUUGAAGCGAGAUUAUUUGUUUUGAGAUAUUCGACGCAUAAAUUACGCUUCAAAAGUCCUCAGAAAGGCUGCCAGAAAGGUGUUGACUAUGUUCCUUUGGAAGGCCUCGAGAAUGUUUCUAGUUUCAAAACGAGACCAUGA